GCAGGUGCGACCAUGAUGAACUUCUACAGCGUUUUUCUGCUCCUGCUGCCCUGGGCUUUUGGGGUCAGGAAACUUCGAGCCUUCAUCUGCUUUUGCAGCCAUUGUGAAGCAUGCCAUCUUCAUCUGCCUGCUCCACCAUUGAGGUCUUUAUGUUAUGUUGGACUGCUUUUUGAUACCUCAUCUUUGGCCUUACCACCAUGGGUGACCCUACCAGGAGUACAAGACUCCCAACAGUGUUGCUUUUAGGAUCAUCAGUACACGCAAGCCUCUCUACCCUGUCAAGGUGGCAGUCUGUGGAGAGGAGUGGAGAGCAUCCCACAGCAGAGCCUGACCUGUUAUAAUGACUACACUUCUCUUAUGACCUGCAUGUGGGAGGAAUGCUCAGAGGCGCAACAUUUCCUGAAUAUGACUCUUUACUAUAAUGAUGACACUGAAGACUCCAUUGUGAUCCCAUGUGAAUCCCACCAAGUGGAGGGACGCACUGACUGCCAGGGCUCACACACACACUGGGUGUGCCGCAAAAAUCACACCACUUUUGGAAUAGAACGGAAAGUUAUUUACAGCCUCAAACCCAACCAGGAGCUACAGACUGAACUGCGUGUCAUUCUCUUCCAGAAUGUCCAGCCACUCCCACCUCAAAACCUCUUCAUCAAUGUGACAGAAGGAGGUGACUUCUUGCUGGCAUGGGAAGCAGCUGGUGGGAUAAAUGGAAGCACCUGGCCAGACAGCACACUAGAAUAUGAAGUGACCUACAAGAGGGACUGGGAAUCCUGGGAGAGUUCUUCCUCUGUGUUGGUCUCAAACACCUCCAAAUACCUCUUUAGACACAACAGCCUUGUACCGGGGAGCACCUAUGUUGCUCGUGUCCGAGCCAAGCCAAGCCAGGAGAGUAACUUUACUGGGCAGUACAGUGCAUGGAGCACAAAGGUGUCUUGGAAGACCCAAGCAGGAGAUGAUGGUCAUCCCAAGAAUCUCCGCUGCCUCUUCAAUGGUGUUGAUCGCCUCCUGUGCAGCUGGGAAGUACGGCAAGAGGUCACCAGCUCUGUCUUGUUCACACUCUUCUACAAGGUUACACAGACAUCAGAAGAAAAGGAAUGUUUGCCAAUUCACGAGAAGAAGUUGCCUAACAUCCCAUAUGUAUCUCAAAGCUGUGAGAUCAGCAUUACCAAUCCCAACCAUAUGUUCCAGUACAACAUAUCUGUCCGGCCCCAAAAGGUGGAGAUGCACAUUGAACCCUUCAAGCACAUUAGGGUGCCAGCACCUGUCAACCUGACGGUGACGAAAACAAACGACCAGGAGUAUGAACUGAGAUGGGUAAAACAUGCCCUACAUUAUAAAAGUGCAAGACAGACCUAUGAAGUCUGGUACUGGAAAGCAGACCAGCCCUUGGAGAUUGCCAAGCCCACCAGCAUCAGCAUUGAUGAGCCCCCUUUGGUCCUUCACCAGGGCAGUUUGGACCCAUUAACAUGCUAUAGGGCAAAAGUACGGGCAAGGGUGCGUGCAUCCUCUGCCUAUAAUGGCACCUGGAGCGAGUGGAGUGAGGAGUACACCUGGAAAACAGAGCACGUUUUGGCACCAUAUGUACUCAUAGUUAUUGCCAUAUUCUUCACCAUCAUGCUGGUAGCAGUUGGCUGGUACAGCUGUAAAUAUCUCCUCAGCAAGAAGAAGAAAUGGGAGGAAAAGAUUCCUAAUCCCAGCAAGAGUCACCUACUGCAGGGCUUCUUCCAGAAGGUAUCAUUAAGAAAUCAGCUGCCCAGCAGCCUGCCAGACUUCAACAGGGAGAACCAUUUGGUGAAGGAGCAGGCCAACUCCCUGCAAGUGCUGGAUGGGGAGAAGAUUAUUUCAAACUCCCCAGGAGCUGAGGCAUCGAAGACUAAGUUGUCUUAUAUUGUGCUAGACCUAAAAAACCAGCAUCAGUUUUCUCCAGUGUCAAGUCCUGCUUCACUUCCUUCAUCCCCAUUUGAUAGCAUCUCAAAUCAAAAUACCAGUCAGUCCUCCUCACCAACACUGCUUACCAGUGUUGGUGCCACUAAAGCAGACACUGCCUCUCAAAAGCCUAUGACCAGCUUCAGUUAUAAUGGCCCAUACUUGUUCUUCCCUUCUGGUCAGUCGCAGACCAAUACCCACCAGGACCUUGGAGCUUCUCCAGUGAGAAUAAGGGAGAAACCAGUGUUCUUGGAGUAUGUGUCUCUACCACAGAAGGGCUGUUUCCAGUUCCCACUGUUGCAAAAGACAGGGUCAACUCACCUCUAUCCUUUUGCAUGUUUGGACCAGAAAGAGAAGAAGCACCCAGUUGCUGGAGGGCAAGAUGCAUUACAAGACCAGCCGGCAGGUGAGGAAGGGGUGAAAGAGAAAAGAGAAGGUCAGAGGUCACCAAUUGCUGUCCCCGUUAUCAGCUCCUCUCAGAAAUGCCCAUUGGAGUACUUCACCACUGAAGGUCUGUGCUUGGUACCAGCAAAAGAAUCUGUCAAUCUCUCACCUUCCCUGGACCCUCAGGAGCAGAUGCUCACUACUGCUGGCACAUUAACUUCCAACUCCCAGCUGCCCCAAGCCACGGAUGACCCCUCCAGCCCAGCACUGCCCUCUGGGAGGUCUGUUGUCUCACUCCCAGUUCCAGCUCAAGCAUCAGCCACUCCUCCUGGAUCACAGCAGCCUGAACUGGGAAGCAAUAUGACACUCGCACUCCCACAAGGCCUCCCCGAACAUAUCAGCCUUUCCCACUCUGCUUCACUGGAGGAGGUUGCACAAGAGAAUGAUUUGGUCACAUUUAACCCUAAUGGUGGCAGACCAGUCUUCCUAUACCAAGUGGGUGAAUAUUGCUUCUUCCCUGGCCUCAAACCCAGUGAGAAGACCCCCCUGAGUCAGAAAGCCUCCUUGGCUAGUAAGCUUUCAGAAGACAGUGGGGCAGUUGGAAAGCCUGCAUGAG
Messenger RNA from Alligator mississippiensis (American alligator), 2926 nucleotides. RefSeq names its product cytokine receptor common subunit beta. The record is from RefSeq and is a predicted model, not a curated record. Lineage: Eukaryota; Metazoa; Chordata; Crocodylia; Alligatoridae. The transcript is spliced from 14 exons. Gene Ontology annotation, molecular function: protein binding; cytokine receptor activity. Gene Ontology annotation, biological process: cytokine-mediated signaling pathway; immunoglobulin mediated immune response. Gene Ontology annotation, cellular component: membrane; external side of plasma membrane. The coding region runs from base 358 to 2925 and encodes 855 amino acids.